GUUUUCUAAUAGUUUCUGCUGUCUUUAAUGCAGUUUUAUAUCUAAUUUACUAGGUUAUUUUUUAUUAGUUUAUUAACAUGGUGGGAUUUUCUUGUGUUGUAUUACUGAGUAACUUGAUUGGUUAUUUUCGAAAAAUUUGGUCCCCCUAUCAUCCCUGUUUUAGUCUGACAAACGUGUUUUUUAUUUUUUCAGCUUUAUAGGCUAUUUCUUGUGGGUUUUAUUUAUCAGAUUUCCUCUGUAUGUUGAUAAAUUAAAUGUUGACAUUUGUAUUGUGUUACGUUUCUUGAUCUAGGUUUUCAAGAACAUUUUUUGUUUCUUUUGAAAUAAUUUUUAGAAUUUUUCUAUGUUGAUGAUUCGUUACUGAUUUUGCACACUCUAUUGUGAAUUCUUUUCUAAACACAUUCUCUUAUUUGUCAAACUGCAAUGUUUGCUAAUGUCCUACAUUUCAAUGGCAUUUUCAAUAUUAAGAUCAGUUUCAACAUUGGCACGACAUAAAUCGACGAGUGUCAAAUAUAAAGGACAUCGUCGUAAAUUCGUCUUUCCUGAUCAGUAUUAAUACCACGCGAGCCGACGGGCAAGGUUCAGUCGAGGUUAGACGUCUCUGCACCGACGGGACCCCACGGACCGCGGAAGUCUUCUGCGAGCCGGUGCAGCCGAAGGAUCGUCUUUUGGCAGGGCCGAAAAGUGACCAGAAAGAGAGGGAGGGACCUUGGUACGAGGACGCUUCUUGUACCCGCCGCGGUGGUGGGAAUUGAGUGAAAGUAACCGACAGUCGGAGAACAGUUCGCUAUGGAUUCGCAAACCGUCAUCAUCAUCUUCAUCGCGUUUCUUACUAUAAGACCGACAAUUUCAGUUAAGUACCGGAGGCUGAACUCGACGGAUAUCCAAGUGUUCCUGAGCCGUAGUAACGACCCGUUCGGCGCUUCGGCGGAACUGAAGGACGUGGGUCAGGCACGGGGAAAGAGAAGUGUUGUAAACCUUUACAACGUCGUAAGCUGUGCGACAGGCUGUAACCCAUUGUCUUACAAAGGCUACGGCUGCUAUUGCGGCUUUUUAGGCUCCGGCUACCCCAAAGACCCGAUAGACAGUUGUUGCAAAAUGCACGACGCAUGCUACAACGCAGCCAACUGCCCCAUGUUUCUCGAAUACUUCGUGCCAUAUUACUGGACGUGCAUCAACCAUAGGCCACUCUGCGGGAGGUCGUCGAAUGGCAGGCGUUACUCUUGCGGAGAGAGGCUUUGCGAAUGCGACAGGAGGCUUGCGGAAUGCCUCGCGAGGUAUCCUUGUCCGAGGUCCAAGGCUGUUUGCACCUCCUCCCCUUGGCGACUUCUGCAGAAUUUCAUCAUGUUGUGAUCAGUGAGAAUGAACCCGUCGAGACGACUAAACAGUCUUCAGCGCAAGAGGUUUAGCGGUCUACUGCCCCGAAAUAAGACUGAGUCCUCUAAUCAAGAAUAUGUAACUACUGUAAGCUAUAAGAAUUAGACUGAUACUUCUUUCCUUGUAUUGUUGAAAAGAAUGUGCUGCCAACAGUCAGAAACGCAAAAACAGGCAGAUACCAUUUUUAGCAAGAAGAGGAAAACAAAUGCCAAAGUUUAUAGAAUAUUUACUAACCUAACAAGCAAUUCUUUAUUCUAUUUUAUUAUUAUUUUGUAUUUAUACAAUGUGCCAUGG
Cimex lectularius (bed bug) is the source of this 1671-nucleotide messenger RNA. Its product is annotated as group 10 secretory phospholipase A2. Bases 790 to 1353 code for a protein of 187 amino acids. Gene Ontology annotation, molecular function: calcium ion binding; A2-type glycerophospholipase activity. The transcript is spliced from 10 exons. Gene Ontology annotation, biological process: phospholipid metabolic process; lipid catabolic process; arachidonate secretion. The record is from RefSeq and is a predicted model, not a curated record. Lineage: Eukaryota; Metazoa; Arthropoda; Insecta; Hemiptera; Cimicidae.